ACGACACCCCUCCUCGCAACUCUCUCUCUCUUCUGCCCAGCUCUUGUUCAUCCGUUCGAGACGGUUUUCUGUGCAGGCUCCUUCGUAAGCAUACUGAAUUUCAGAAGAAGGGGCAAUUCCGUCAGCUUUUUAUCCAUAUGGGUUUGAUCUGAAACCUUCAAAAAUUUCCAGGUGUAGGUCUUUUUUCUGCCAAUUGAGUGCUGCUAAAAGAGCUACUAGAAAAGACACUGUUUUUGGAGUAAAGAUUCAAACUUUUUGCUUCUAUGGAGGCUUACAAGAGAUGGGUUAGAAGGAAUCGUGAUUAUGUUCGCCAAUUGAGUUCUCUAGCCAGUGGAAUGACAUGGCUUCUUCCAGAGCGGUUUGCUGCAUCAGAAAUUGGGCCAGAAGCAGGUUUAUUUGAAAUUUUGUCUCCUCGAUCCUUGGAAUGGUUACCACCGUAAAUGAGCAUAUUAUAGAGACAGCUCCAACCCCUGCGCGUACAAGUUCUGCAGAGACUUCUUUUCUCCCUUUGUCAUUAUGCCUUACUUUGCUGAGGGACUUGGAAACAUUGAUUGAAGUAGUAGCUGAGCAGCUCUAUGGUGAAGACAAAAAAUGGAAUUUAAUUGUUCUUACAGAGGCUGCCAAGGUGUGUGUUAGGCUGGCUGCUUUCAGAAAUACAGGAUAUAAAAUGCUUUUGCAAGGUGGGGAGACUGAAAACUUAGAAGAUUCAGGUGAUUCGAGUCCACAAGAAAGCAUGGGGCAUUUAACGAAGCCCAUCCGGAAUCAAGGACCGGGUGCCAAUCACCUUCAGGGUUGGAACUCAUGGAAUCUUGAAGGUAGGGCAAUGUCCGCCUUAAGUAACUUCGGUCAGAAUGCUAGGACGGUUUCUGAGCCUACUUGGUUGCGCAGGGUUCAACAGCAUCAAGCAAUUCUGGAACCUCCAACUAAGGUGAUCACAAAGCCCAGUCUGUCAACCUUCUUAUCUGAGAAAGGUACUCGUGGAGGGUUAUUUGUGACCGGGGAGAUUAUGUUCAUCCUAAGGCCUCUUAUUUAUGUCUUCCUGGUAAGGAAAUAUGGAACACGAUCGUGGUUUCCUUGGUUCAUCUCUUUGGCUGUGGAUCUCAUGGGGAACAGCAUUCUCUCGGUCAUAACAAUGCCCCAGGAUAGCAGGAAAGACCAGCAUUUUCAAUUUUCUAAAUCCGAGAAGGAUGAGUUAAAAAGAAGGAAGCUGCUUUGGGUGCUUUACCUCAUGCGAGAUCCAUUUUUCUCCGAAUACACCAGGCGAAGACUUGAAAACACUCAAAAAAUUGUAGAACCUGUUCCUGUAGUUGGAUUUUUCGCAGAAAAAUUUAUUGAACUACUUAUUGGAGCCCAGACUAGAUAUACCUACAUGUCUGGUUCUUGAAGGGAAGCCACUGAAUGUUUGAUGCAUUCUUUGUUACUCCUAUUUGGCAAUGGAGAUCAACUUUUUCUCUUUUUUUUUUCAGUUGUAGCAUUUUGAAAUCAUAAUCAAGAAAAGGUGUAGCAUUUUGAAAUUAGAACUAAGAAUAGGUGUAUAAUUAUGUUUCUAUCCAAAAGUAUAUGGAGGUUUGAUGCUGCAUCAGAUGGAGCAGUGAUCAAACACUAUUAUAUUG
Molecule: messenger RNA, 1613 nt
Organism: Nicotiana tabacum (common tobacco)
Lineage: Eukaryota; Viridiplantae; Streptophyta; Magnoliopsida; Solanales; Solanaceae
Product: peroxisome biogenesis protein 16
Biological process (GO): peroxisome organization
Cellular component (GO): peroxisomal membrane
Source: RefSeq, a predicted model, not a curated record